Molecule: messenger RNA, 1856 nt
Organism: Gekko japonicus
Lineage: Eukaryota; Metazoa; Chordata; Lepidosauria; Squamata; Gekkonidae
Gene: EMC8
Product: ER membrane protein complex subunit 8
Exons: 5
Coding region: 1-432 (143 amino acids)
Cellular component (GO): EMC complex
Source: RefSeq, a predicted model, not a curated record
AUGAGGCUGGACUCCCCUGCUCUGCAACAGAUUGACUCCUGGUGCAAAGAGAACAGCUACGUAAUAGCUGGGUACUACCAAGCCAACGAACGUCUGAAGGAUGCCAGUCCAAACCAGGUUGCCGAAAGGGUAGCAUCCAGGAUUGCGGAGCAUUUCAAUGACACGGCACUUAUAAUGGUGGAUAAUACGAAAUUCACAAUGGAGUGCAUAGAGCCUGCGGUUCACGUGUACGAGCACCACGAGAGCAAAUGGCGAUGCAAAGACCCCCACUUUGAUUACUGCGAAGACUGGUCAGAAGCCCAGAGGAUCUCCGCUUCGCUUUUGGACAGCAGGUCCUACGAAAUGCUAGUGGAUUUUGAUAAUCACUUGGACGACAUCCGGAACGAUUGGACAAACCCAGAGAUCAACAAAGCUGUCCUACACCUCUGUUAGGUUUCCACUGACUCGACGUCACCGGCGUUCCCGCUCCGCUGAAGAAAGAAAAGGGAGGGCAGGGGGAAGAUAUUUUUUGACUGUAAAUAGAGUACUAACCGGUUCCUCCGUGUGGAAAGCCCACAAGCUAGACGCCCAGCUCGGGAAAGGAUGUGUCCCUGCGCAGUCAGGCCUUUUCCGUGCGUCUCUUUGGGACGUCAGCCGUAGAUUGCCGCCUCUGCUGUGGACUCCUCCCCCUCCUCGUCAUGACAUGUCACCGUAACUCUCGAACCAGGAACUAGAUCUGCUUGUCCAAACUCUUCAUAUUAGAAAAAGUUUUGACUAAUCUUUUAUAACCUUCAGGAAAGUCACUUUUAAAAAAAAGAUUUAUGAGAUAUCUUUCAAAGAGUAAUCUUCAGUUUAUUUUUUAAAAAAUUGAAUCCGAGGCGGUAACUUAGGGGUACGCGACCAGAUUGAGAGCCGCUGUCAUUUUUAAGCACUAACUGCUGGCGGAUCACACUCCACUGUCCUUGGCUGCUUUGCAAGAAGCCAGUCGCUUGCAAAGCGGUACGUGGCCCUGCCCUUCUCCCCCCCCCCCCUGCCAAGUUUCCGAGUUGUUCCAGGAACGCCACCGUUGCUGCGUGUCCCACUCAACAACUUAUUAGCACAAGCUCUCUCUGAGUGGAUUGUCCAUUGAAAGGACCUGAAGAUGUUCCAGAGGGAAAUUGGUAAAGGGGUGGAUUUGAGUGGCAGGGCAGGUUUGUUUGUCAACUCCUAAACUUGAGAUCAGAAAAGCCUUGUUAAUUUCUUCUGUCCUUAAAUGAUUUGUGUACGUGUUCUCCCACGUGGUAAGGGGUUAUGGCUGUGGAUUUCGGAUCCUGGGUUGCGUAGCUUUGCUGAGCUAGAGCAUGUUCUUCUAUAAAACUGCUGGAUUUUCUGGGGUUUUCUAAAAAACGGAAUGCAGUGGGGUGAAUGCGAGUUGCACGUGCAUACCCAAGCGCAGCUGCGAGUCUUACCAGGUUGUGGCCCCUCUUGUCUCUUGCAAGCAGUCUUUAUAAAGUGGGUUUUUAACACUUAGUACUGACCAAGUUUUGUCCAGUCAGAGUAGGCUUGUAACAUAUACUGAUUUGUUUUUGCUCCGAGAUCUCUCCAAAAUUUAGUACGGCUCACCUGCAUCACUUUAGUUUUCAUUUCUUCAAACAGGUUUACCUCUUGCUGGAGAAGGUGUGCAGCUGCAUCCUCUGUUUGACACGUAUCAUUUUGUUUCCGUCCUCUCCACUCUGUAACCUUUAUUUAUAACGUUCUCUGUUAAGGCAGUAGCCGUUUUUAUGUUGAACAGAAAACGGUUGGCUUGACCACUUGUUCCCUCUUGCUUUUCCCGUCUGCCCCCGUCACCUUGAAAUAAAACUCAUCCGUUGUCUUACUUUGAAACCAACUUGUGAUUU